Messenger RNA from Paramuricea clavata, 438 nucleotides. The record is from the annotation of a GenBank genome assembly. Lineage: Eukaryota; Metazoa; Cnidaria; Anthozoa; Malacalcyonacea; Plexauridae.
AUGGAAGAAGUUCAUGAAAAUCAAGUGAAAGAAAUUUUACCUUACCAAUUUGAGCCAGAAAUAGAAUUAAUAUUCCACUCAUAUGAUUCUGAGGAAGAUUCGUUUAGCUCAGACGAGAGUAUUGAUGAAGAAUUUGAGCUGGCAAACAGCUGGCGGAAAUCCACACUAACUUGGUGCAAAUGCGGUCAUUGCAAAAUUAUGCCGAAAACUCUAGAAAAAUUUUGUUGUAAGGAAAAGGCGGUGGAGUACGAUGAGUACGAUGAAAAACUCUCUCAAGCCGAAAGUUUGGGAGACGCGUGUAUAGCACAGUUGCCCGAUUUUCAACAGAAUAUUUUAACCGAAAGCGUUCUGAAAAUCGACGCUUGUAGAUAUGUGGAAGAAAACUGGCCGCUUGGUGAUGAUGAAUUGGCCAAAACUCACAAAAUUUUCCGGUUAUAG